Messenger RNA from Symbiodinium sp. CCMP2456, 1200 nucleotides. NCBI's taxonomy places the organism in Eukaryota, Dinophyceae, Suessiales, Symbiodiniaceae. The record is from the annotation of a GenBank genome assembly.
AUGCGGGGCUGCCAGAACUGGCAACCGGCAAAGUUGCUUUGUUGUCCCAGACUUCUGGUGUCUCAUUGCGGGCUGCUGCGAAAACAGGUCACCAAGUAUCUGGGCCAAAGAGCCAGCAGCUCUGCUGCAGGCUUCUGUAGGGUUCGUGCCGUGGCCAUGAGACGCUUCCUGGCUGUUGUAGCAGCUGCACUCCUGGCACUCCUGAUUCCUGUCAGGCCCUUCCGUGGCUUCAUCGCGCCUGGGAGGGGUCAAAGCUCUCCUUCCCGAAGACCUCUCACGAAGGCAUGUGAAGCAGCGGCUGUGAGCGCGCACAGCCCUGCUCACGAUGCGCAUGCUGCCACGAGGGUCCUCGCAGGAUUGGCGCUGGGCUUGCUCCUUGGAGCGGUGAGCGUGCCGGCGCUGCAGGCCCACGAGUCUGAAGUGGCACAAAACUGCGACCGGUCGCCCCGCUACCAAUAUCAGGCAACUUUGCAGGAGUUCACGCGAGCCAGUGAAAUCCGCAGAAAGGAGAGGCGCCUCAAGCUCGUACAACAGCAGCUGAAAGAGCACGGCAAGGUCGAGAGUCAGCAAGAGCUUCACCUGGCCCCGGGCGAGAAAUCGGCCGUGAUUCGCAUAGAUUCCCUUCGUUCGAUGUACAGUGAGGUGCUAGGAAUGAAGGCUGACUUUACCAUGCCUAGCACCAUCUGGGAGCAGCUUACAGCAAAGCCAGACCCCAGCUUCAGGUUACGCAGGAAGCCCAUGUUAUCACACAUUCUGCUUGCCCUUGGCAUCGCAAAUGUUUGUGCUUCAGUAGCCUGGGUCAUGACUCGACGCAGCCGGCGCUUGUGGCUGGGCUUGCUUGCAGCAGCCUUCUCGCUGAAAUGCGGCAUGCUCCGUGAUACCGUCAGCAAGGCCGAGGCCAUGGUUUUCCGGCCUUGGCGUCCCAAAGACGAGUCGCCAGACAGCACGACUCUCCCCGCAGUGACCACGCUGCUGGUCGGAGUGUUCAUAGGGGUGGGCGCUUUCCAGGACUACCCGGCAAUGCCGCAACUCUUUGAGUCCGUGAAGGACAAAGCCUGGAGAAGCUCCAGAAAAGGCAGACUCUCUGAGCGAUGCGCCCGAUACAGAUCCAUCUCCCAUGAUGCUGGGCGGCGCUUUCGGGAUCAAAGUGAUUCUCGUGACCCACAGAAGUCCAAGAUGUGCCGGCAGCCAAGUCCAUGA